AUGUCCCCGACCACCGACUACCCCUACAACGACACGUGGGACGACUCCUUCCUGGACGACCUGGACGCGCCGUCGGUGCCGCUCACCCUGCGCUUCGUCCUGGCCCUCUACGCCCUCAUCUUCCUCCUGGGCGUCCUGGGCAACGGCGCCGUCAUCUGGGUGACGGCGCUGGAGCUGCGCCGCACCGUCAACGGCGUCUGGUUCCUCAACCUGGCCGUGGCCGACCUGCUCUGCUGCCUGGCCCUGCCCUUCCUGGCGCUGCCGCUGGCCCGCGACCACCACUGGCCCCUGGGCGCCUUCUCCUGCCGCGUGCUGCCGUCGCUGACGGUGCUCAACAUGUUCGCCAGCGUCCUGCUGCUGACGGCCCUGAGCGCCGACCGCUGCGCCCUCGUCACCCGCCCCGUCUGGUGCCACAACCGCCGCACGCCGGGCCUGGCGCGGGGGGCCUGCGCCGGCGCCUGGGGGGCGGCCGCGCUGCUCACGCUGCCCUCCUUCGUCUUCCGCGCCGCCCGCCGCGACCCCUUCUCCGCCAAGACCGUCUGCGUGCUGGACUACAGCCUGGUGGGCCGGCACCAGCGCCUCACCGAGGUGGCCACGGCGGUGACGCGGCUGCUCUGCGGCUUCGCGGGGCCGCUGGCCGUGAUCUCGGCCUGCUACGGGCGCCUCCUGUGCCACCUGCGGGCCAAGGGCUCGGCGGGGCGGCCGCGCCGGGCGGAGCGGACGGUGCUGGCGGUGGUGGCGAGUUUCUUCGUGUGCUGGUUGCCCUACCACGCCGUGGGCGUGGCGCUGGCGGCGGCGCCGGCGGGCAGCGCGGCGUUCCGGGCGGCGCGGGACGCCGACCCGGUGGUGGCGGGGUUGGCCUACGUCAACAGCUGCCUCAACCCGCUCAUCUACGUGGUGAUGGGAAGGGCCUUCCGCGCCCGCGUCAGGAGGUCGUGGAGGGGAGUCCUCAAG
Neopelma chrysocephalum (saffron-crested tyrant-manakin) is the source of this 954-nucleotide messenger RNA. RefSeq names its product C5a anaphylatoxin chemotactic receptor 1-like. NCBI's taxonomy places the organism in Eukaryota, Metazoa, Chordata, Aves, Passeriformes, Pipridae. The transcript has a single exon. Gene Ontology annotation, biological process: inflammatory response; chemotaxis; positive regulation of cytosolic calcium ion concentration. Gene Ontology annotation, cellular component: plasma membrane. Gene Ontology annotation, molecular function: G protein-coupled receptor activity; complement component C5a receptor activity. The annotation marks the transcript as partial. The record is from RefSeq and is a predicted model, not a curated record.